Molecule: messenger RNA, 516 nt
Organism: Talaromyces proteolyticus
Lineage: Eukaryota; Fungi; Ascomycota; Eurotiomycetes; Eurotiales; Trichocomaceae
Exons: 1
Coding region: 1-516 (171 amino acids)
Source: RefSeq, a predicted model, not a curated record
AUGCGAGUGAGUCUCGUCAGGGGCUUUCAACUCGCUCGGUCCAUCCAGAAACUCAUCAAUAAUGGAGUCGAUCGUCAUACCGAUGGAGUGAACCGUACCGAUCGAUGUAUUUAUAUGCAGCAAUUGAUCGACAAAUAUUCGAUGGAUCUGGACGUGAAGCUGCCACCGAAAGAGACACGGAUGGAUAACUUGACAGUAGUGUACACUGGGUCCGCGGGCUCCCUAGGAAGCUAUAUAUUACAGUCUCUCAUUGACUCGCCCCGCAUAUCCAAGAUCAUUUGUCUGAACCGAUCAGCGGAUGGACAGAGGAGACAGACAGCUGGUAAUAAGUCGAGAAAUUUGUCCAUCCCGUGGGAGUUACACGGCGACGCAACAAAAUCGGUUGUCUUUUUAACAGCAGAUCUAUCUAAACCUGAUCUUGGUCUUGGAGAAGCGAUAUAUGGCCAACUCCUAGUUACAGUCGACGAAAUGAUCCAAAACGCCUGGAAAGUUGAUUUCAACCACACAAUCGAGUGA